Molecule: messenger RNA, 1858 nt
Organism: Aaosphaeria arxii CBS 175.79
Lineage: Eukaryota; Fungi; Ascomycota; Dothideomycetes; Pleosporales
Product: Pex24p-domain-containing protein
Exons: 2
Coding region: 279-1769 (496 amino acids)
Biological process (GO): peroxisome organization
Cellular component (GO): peroxisomal membrane
Source: RefSeq, a predicted model, not a curated record
GUCAUUCAAUAGACCAACUUCAGCAUAACAUCUCCACCAUUCACCUGCAUCUUGAACCGCGAUUGUCCACACACCCCGUGCAGUUGUGGCUAAUUAUUAGCUCUUGCUAAAUUGAAUUAAGACCUAACCUGGCCAUGUAAGCUGCGGGAGCCCGAGACACAUAUUCACCUAAGCAAUCAAAAUCCGGGGAACUGUGGCAGUGCUACAUCGAGCAAACCAUAUCUUGACCUCAUACGACCACGAGUAUCCUACCGUUUUGUCCCUUCUGAUCUUUCAAAAUGGGGGAAGACUCUGCACAGACGAUUGCAAACAGGGACACGCCCAUCCCCAUCGUUGCCGUCACAAGUCCCGACAGCUCCAAGCCGAGAACUCCGGUUGUCCCAGAUGAAUCAAGCCAUCGUCUAUCAGCGAGCAAGCUCAAGGGCAAGCUGGAGUCCCUGAGUACGAGAUCCGAAUCUCCUAGCAGGGGGUCAGAUCGAGUGUCAGACAAAGUCUUCACAAUGCUCCUCCAACAAGUCCUCCCAGAGCAAGAUUAUCAAGAUGAGACUCCAACAAUCAAAGAUAGAAGGUCUCGUGCCUAUGUCGACCGACCGGCCUUCAGCAUUCCUACAAUGUCCUCAAACUUCCGCCGGUUCAACUCCCGUAUAGGCGUUGCCUUUGUCUUCGAAAACCGUCUCAUUCGUCUUUUCACCUGGCGCCAACCUACCCAAACCCUUUCUUUCCUUGCAGUGUACACCUUCAUUUGUCUAGACCCAGCUCUUGUCGCCGUCGCACCCUUAGCAGGCUGCCUCUUCUUCGUCAUGGUUCCCUCGUUCCUCGCUCGCCAUCCACCACCACCAACAUAUCUACCAACAGAACUUUAUCCCCUAGGCGGACCACCUAUCGCAGGCGCCCGCACCAUCCGGCCAGCGCCCGAACUGAGCAAAGAUUUCUUCCGCAAUAUGCGCGACCUCCAAAACACCAUGGAAGACUUCAGCCGAGCGCACGACGCUGUCCUUGCAUUCCUCACCCCGCUCACCAACUUCUCCAACGAAGCCCUCUCCUCUAUGAUCUACAUCCUCCUCCUCCUACUCUCCUGCCUCCUCUUCAUCUCCGCACACCUCCUCCCCUGGCGCUACAUCUUCCUCGUCGGAGGCUGGGCCUUCACGCUCCUCGGGCACCCUACAAUCCAAGACCUCAUCUCCUCCCCGACCACGCAAACCGCCAUCUCGGAGAAAGAACACGAGUCCCGGUCCUUCCUCCUCACCCUCUCCAAAUCCGACAUCGAGCUCGUGACGUCCCCAGAGACCCGCGAAGUCGAGAUCUUCGAACUGCAGCACCGCGCCCUGCACGACGAGCACGGCGAGUACGAGAGUUACAUCUUCUCGCCGAGACCAUACGCGCCACUCAGCCCCAGUAGGAUUGCAGGCGACAGGCCGAAGGGCGCGGCGUUUUUCGAAGACGUGCAGCCGCCGCGCGGCUGGAGGUGGAGCGACAAGAAGUGGACGCUGGAUCUCGCGAGCAGGGAGUGGGUGGAGGAGCGCUGUGUGACGGGUGUCGAGGUGGAGAUCGAGGGCGAGAGGUGGGUGACGGAUCUGCACUACGAGAUGCUGGAGGAGGACAGUCCGAAGGGGAAAAAGGGGAAGAAGAGCAAGGACAAGGACCCCGAGAAAGUGGUGCUCAGGAGAGCGUGGGAGAGUCACAAGCCUGCGAGGAAGGGAGAGUGGAGGAGAAGGAGGUGGGUUAGAGGUGUGGAGAGGGUGCCUAUCACUAAUCCUUACGAUUCAUGACUUGGGGUAAUGGCAUAUCAUGUGUAGAUGGAGUUGUAGUUCAUUACAUUCGAAUCGCUGUAGAUUCUAUGCAUCUCUAUUUCUAACAU